GAAACAAAGACGGGAGCCAAACAAGUCAAAACUCUCCACUCGUUCUCACUCAUCCUCGCAUCCUCACCGUCUCCAACGUGCAUCACUAGCACUUCCAGCGUCCUCUUCAUCGUUCCCAACGUCCUCGUCACUUAAGACUUACCCUUGGACAUAAUCAUCACGAUUUCCUCGAUGAUUCUCGCUUCUCUCCUCGCUGUUGUGCUCGCGGUCCCCGCUUUGGGCCAAGACAUCGUCUACACUUCCAUACAUAACAUCACCAACAUCUACGGUACUUGGAGCUCGGGUAGUCAAAAUGUCAUGACUGGCCCAGGGUUCGCCCAACCUGCCAACGAGUCUUUCAUAUACCCGAAGACGACCGGUUUAUCCUAUUCUUUCACGUCCGAUGGUUACUACGAAAUCGCUCGGUAUCGUAUGAACGGCAAUGGUUCACAGCCCAACUGCAUUACGGGUGUCUUGAACUGGUGUCACGGUACUUAUACCUUGAAUCCUAACGGGUCAAUCACCACAAUCCCUUUCGGUGAUGGCUACCAACAAAUCCAAGACCCUUGUGCCGCCUACUCUAACUUUGUCCAAAACUAUAAUGAUACAGAAAUCUAUGUCCAGUGGGGCAUCUCUCAGGAUCCAGUCAAGGGAUACACCCUCCAGCUAUACCAGUACGACGGUACCCCCCUGGCACCCCAGUGGCUCGUCUCCACUUCUCCCAACAUGCUUCCUACCCAGUCUCUGCGCAACGUGACGCCACCCCUGACGACGAACAGUGGGCUCACGCAGAACGCAAUUGUGCUAAACAAAAACGCGGGCGAGCGGAGAUGGGCUAUUGGGAGCAUUCAUGGAAUUCUGGCCAUUGCAUCUGGGUUGGGCAUGAUGUCGUUACUAUUGUAGAUAAGGAGGAGUGCCUAUAUUGAGUGGCAUUUUUUUUAUUUCAUCUGAGACGCCUUUUCUUUUCUACUGUUAGCACGCUUUUUUUUUUUUUGCAUCGGACCCCCUUAUGGCCGUGGACAAAUACCUACCUGUGCCCCGUUCGUGUCCAUAGUAGUUAAUACUCACGGAUGCUCACGAUCGACUUGGCUCAGUUCACACUCGUUUUGCCCAUGGAUAAUGGUUUUUUUAUGUGUGCGUUUGAUAUUAUACCCAGCGAGUAAUAAAGAUAGUACUAGAAGGUCCACUUAGUUACUGCUGUACAGUUCUCAGGCAGGAUCGGUAGCCAGUGACGUGACAAUGACAUGCCAUGAUAGUGACACGUGACAUCGAU
This is a messenger RNA of Serpula lacrymans var. lacrymans S7.9, 1252 nucleotides long. RefSeq lists its product as uncharacterized. Bases 172 to 882 code for a protein of 236 amino acids. The transcript has 4 exons. NCBI's taxonomy places the organism in Eukaryota, Fungi, Basidiomycota, Agaricomycetes, Boletales, Serpulaceae. Gene Ontology annotation, biological process: 'de novo' protein folding. Gene Ontology annotation, cellular component: endoplasmic reticulum membrane; endoplasmic reticulum. The record is from RefSeq and is a predicted model, not a curated record.